This is a messenger RNA of Morus notabilis, 2668 nucleotides long. RefSeq names its product enolase-phosphatase E1. Bases 228 to 2462 code for a protein of 744 amino acids. The record is from RefSeq and is a predicted model, not a curated record. Lineage: Eukaryota; Viridiplantae; Streptophyta; Magnoliopsida; Rosales; Moraceae. The transcript has a single exon.
UUUUGCUAAAGACAAACAACUUCUCAUCACUCUCCCACCAAUCUCUCUCUCUCUCCUCCUCUCUCUCUCUCUCUUUACUCACUCACUCCACUCACUCUUCCAUCUUUCCUCUCUCAAGACUCUGCCCUACCUCUGCAACCACAACACCAACCAUACAAAUCAAACAAAUAUCAUCACCAUCAUCAUCAACAAACAAAACAAUGUCCAAAACUUGUUGAAUCAAAACAAUGGAGUCAUCAUCAACAACAUCAUCAUCAUUACCCACGACUACAAGCGGCGCAACAAGCGAGCUCUUCAUCUGCUUCACAUCUCGUCUCUCCUCGUCUUCCUCCAUGAAAAUCUCCUCCAAGUCAAUCCUAAGCCCGGGGCGAGCCAGAGACUCCUCCCAAAUCUCCCUCUCCUCCUCUCUCAGCCGGAGGCUCAAAACCAGCGGAAGCCUUAAAGGCGGCCAGGCCUCGCCGAUGUUCCCGACGGCGGUCGGGAACAAGAAGAGAUCCGGCUGCGGCGGCGCUUUCGAGAACCCAGAACCUUCUUCUCCUAAAGUCACGUGUAUUGGGCAAGUCCGAGUCAAGACCAAGAAACAGGGGAAGAAAAUGAGGGCCGCCACCGCCAGACCGUCGAAGCGGAGAUCCAGUAAUGGCGGCGGUGAGGCCAGUUUCAGAAGAGCAGAAGAGAAUAAUAAACUAAAACUUGAAGAAGAUGAAACACACAAGACGGCGGAGGAGAAUUCUCAUAAGUGGGUUACGAUCUGCGAAGCGUUGAGGGAGUUCAACUGCUUCUUGCCGUGUCGGUCUUCGUGCACGAACACGACGGCGGCGGGUGAGAAGGAGAGUAGUAAUAAUAAUAAUAAUAAUUGCAGCGAUAAGCUAGAAAAGCGAACAUCUUCCACUUCUUUCAAUGGGAGGUCUUGUGGUGCGGUUUUUGCGCGGUGGCUUGUGUCGUUGCAGGAUGGGGAGGGUAAGGGGAGAGAGAUAGAGUUGGUGGUGGGAGAAGAAGAGGAGGAGAGAGAAGACGAGAGAAGUGGUGGGAGGAGUUUGAGGAGGAGAGUUUUUGAGGGGAUUGAGUUUAAGGAAGAAGAUGAGAAGAGUACUGGUUUUGAUAAAGUUGGUGGUAAUGGAGGAGGAGAAGGAGAAGAGACGGUGGGUAGGGUUAGUAUUUGCAUUCCGCCGAAAAAUGCUCUGUUGCUGAUGAGGUGCAGAUCUGACCCUGUGAAAAUGGCGGCGCUGGCUAACCGGUUCUGGGAUCCACCGGAGAAAGGCGAUGAAAAUGAAGAGCGAGAAGCGGAAGUUGUAAAUGAGGAAGACAAGUGUGAAGAUCAUCCCAAGUCGGAUAUGUGCAGCGAAAAGUAUGAUUCUUCUUGUAUUAAUAUCAAUGGCAAAAAAGGUGAAGAAGAAGAAACCCCAGAAGAAAAGCGGCCGGAAAUGGUUACUAAGGAAGAAGCCAUAGACAUAGAGGGAGUUGUUGUUGUUGUUGAUGAAGCACCAGAAGAAAACGUGGAAAGAAGAACCAGUAUUGAAAUGGAUGGUAAUGCAGAAAUAGCUGGUGAUGCAACUGAAGAAGAACCAUUAGAAGAAGAUUUUGAAGUAGUUUUGCUAGAGCAAAAAGAAGAGGAAGAUGAGGAGAAGAAGCAAGAAUUGGAUGCGAUUCAAUCGACAGAUGAACCAGAAAAUGUCGUAGAUCCAGAAGAGAAGGUAGAAGCGGAUGAUGAUGAAGAAGAAGAAGAAGAAGAAAAGGAAUCACAUUGUCCAGAGGAAUUCGCAAUAGGAGAAAAGGAAAUAGAAAAAGAGGAAGAAUACGAGAAGCCCAUAUUUUCUUCAGCGUCCGAAGAAAAAGAAGAGGAAGAGAGAGUUGCAGAAGGGUCAAUGAAGGAAGAAGUAGAAGAAGCGGAGACGACAACCCAACAACAGGUCGUAACCGACGAAGAGAAAACGGGUCGGGAGGAACCGAAAGAAGAGAAGGGAAUGAAUUUGGAAUCGAAUUUACCCGAUUGCUUGCUGUUGAUGAUGUGCGAACCCAAGGUUUCAAUGGAGGUCUCAAAGGAGACGUGGGUUUGCAGUACGGAUUUCAUCCAGUGGUUACCGGAUCGUCGCCGGGUCAACCUGAAAAGGCUCCCGGAAGAGCCCAAGAAGCGGCCCAAUGUGACGGCCGUCGACGGUGUCGGUGGCCCAGUUCAUAAUCGUGUUCCACCUGCGCAGCUGAUGCAGCCGCCGAGGUCUUCUUGCUCGUUGCCGAUGACGGCGGCGGCAGCGGCGGCGGCUCAGCAGUCGAUGGCCAGUGUGAUCGAGCGGAAGCUGGUGGGGACGAAGCCGGGAUUCGAGCCGUUUGUGCUCACGCGAUGCAAGUCGGAGCCGAUGAGAUCGGCGGCAAACCUGGCGCCGGAUGCACGUUUUUGGAAGAAUAGGAAGCUCGAGCCGCACCGCCAGGCUACGCUCGGGGUCGGCGCGGCUGGGGGUGGGGUUUGAGCCGGUGUAAUAAUUGAGAAAAUCUCUAGUUAGGAAAAAAAAAAAAAAAUAGUGAAAAGAAUAGAAAGCGUGGGUAAAGUGGAAAGUUGUAUGGGUUAAUAUGUAGGUUUUCAGAGUGCUUUUUCGAUAGUUGUUUUUCUCUUUCCUUAAUGGUCUGUAAAUUUUUAGUUACUAAUUUUUUAAGUUGUAUUCUUUUGGUCUUAUCA